AUGUUUAGUGCUUCUGCCCUAUGGCUCCGAGGUCAGUACAAGACACGUCUUAAGAAGCGCAUGGUCGGCUUUAUUCCCAAAGUGAUUCCACGCAAGAUAAAGAACAAUAUGGUGGCUCUGCGUAGCGAGGCAAACACAGGGCACAUGGAGGGCUACAUGAAGACCGAGGCGGAAAGACUUGACGCUACAGGUCGCAAGGUUCAAAAGGUGCUAUGGGACCCCGUCUUGCAGAGGCACUGCUUGUUCAAGGAAACAAAGAUUCGAGGGCCCUUCAUGACGAAAGCGAACAUCGUUAAGAAGAUGGAUUUCCCCAUUGGAGCAGCGGGGAACGCUUCUGUGAAGUAA
Molecule: messenger RNA, 345 nt
Organism: Trypanosoma cruzi
Lineage: Eukaryota; Euglenozoa; Kinetoplastea; Trypanosomatida; Trypanosomatidae
Exons: 1
Coding region: 1-345 (114 amino acids)
Source: RefSeq, a predicted model, not a curated record